AUGUCACUCUUACCCCUAGGCAUUAGCCACUCGGCCUUACCGGCCCCGAAAGGCCUUCGCUACAGGCUACCCACCCGGGCAGUCUUCUCUUGUUUUCGCUUUCAACUAAAAAUUUCUUUCCCGCAAGCGAAGCCCCUUAGACGCGAGCGAUUCCCAUUAGGGGAAGGUGAACAGGAAGCAGACUUGGGGACCCUUACGCAGGAGGUGUUCCGGGUAAUGCGGUUAAAGACAAGCAAUAAGGAAAAAAAGAAGGCAAAGAAGAAAGAUAAGCAAGGAAAAGAGCUCAAAAGAAGAUCCCGAUUUGACUUUGAUUGUUAUGGACUAGUACCAAGAUCGAGUCCUAGACAAGCGGAUCUAAUUUUAACAGCCAGAACAUCUUUGCUAUUGAUGCUACAUAAGCAGUCUUUGUGCUCUUCGGAGUGCGGUUCUUUCGAGAAAUUCCUACCUCUCUAUCUAUCUCUGAGAUGUUUGGAUUUUUCAAAACUGCAUGGGCAUGCGCCUGUUAAGCCAAAGAAGAUCAAUCAAUUCAGCAGGCAAAAGAAAGCCCUCUACUUCUUUGUUAGGAGAGUCAUUCUCGUCUUGUUGUCCAUAUAA
Striga asiatica is the source of this 594-nucleotide messenger RNA. Lineage: Eukaryota; Viridiplantae; Streptophyta; Magnoliopsida; Lamiales; Orobanchaceae. The record is from the annotation of a GenBank genome assembly.